AUGGCCACCAAAACCAUUAUCAAUUGCAUGGACCAGACUACUACCUCCAGCCCGGUUCAGGGUAUUUCAAUAAAAAUUGAUCAAACCGCUAGUCCGACAACAACAACGGGAAUUAUAAUACCCAAUUAUUCUGGACCAGCCUCUGCCGCCUUGGUCUCAAAUGUCAUUAAAAUACAACAUUCUUGUCAAACCAGUGACAAUAAUUUGAAGUCCUCCUCUUCGUCGUCGUCUUCCUCCACACCAUUGAAUGGCCAGAAUGAUAAUAAAUUACUAAUUGAUAUUAACCGUAAACAGACAACAACAACCAGCUCCACAACAAUCAAUGGUGGUGAUUGUGCUGCAUCCUCGUUCCAUGUUCCAACCUCAUCGACAUCUUCGUCUGCUGUUAUCCAAGUUAAGUGCACAACACCACCAUCCAUGGCAGCCGUUGAUCUUCCAUUAUCUUCCAGGCAAGAAAAUUUAUUGGAAUCUAACGGUAUUGGAAAAACGAGAGAGCAAUCUAAUAAUGAUCAUGUUUUAAGAGAGAGUUGCAUUGAAGUUGGCAAAGAGAGUAGCCAGCAGAGGAGCAAUAACUUCAAUGAAAGUAACCAAAUGGCCAUUACGACCACUACCACUACCACCACCAUACACCAAGAGCCACUCCAACAACAACAACUAACUAGUCAACAGCUUAAACCAGACCAACUACCACAACCAGUCGUUGAAUGGCCAAGAAAACCAAGGCAAUGA
This is a messenger RNA of Musca vetustissima, 729 nucleotides long. RefSeq lists its product as uncharacterized. The transcript is spliced from 2 exons. The record is from RefSeq and is a predicted model, not a curated record. Bases 1 to 729 code for a protein of 242 amino acids. NCBI's taxonomy places the organism in Eukaryota, Metazoa, Arthropoda, Insecta, Diptera, Muscidae.